Molecule: messenger RNA, 954 nt
Organism: Cyanidioschyzon merolae strain 10D
Lineage: Eukaryota; Rhodophyta; Bangiophyceae; Cyanidiales; Cyanidiaceae
Product: probable mitochrondrial 2-oxoglutarate/malate carrier protein
Exons: 1
Coding region: 1-954 (317 amino acids)
Biological process (GO): malate transmembrane transport; oxaloacetate transport; thiosulfate transport
Molecular function (GO): oxaloacetate transmembrane transporter activity; thiosulfate transmembrane transporter activity; sulfate transmembrane transporter activity
Source: RefSeq, a predicted model, not a curated record
AUGAGCGCUCAAGAAGCGGUGCAACGACCGCUUCCUAACUAUCUGCAGUUCGUUUUCGGCGGACUGGCAGGCAUGGGUGCGACGCUUCUGGUGCAGCCGUUCGACGUCGUGAAAACACGCAUGCAGUUGACGCAAUCAGUCCAAGGCGCUCAGGCUCCAGGUCCGCUGUACGUGCUCCGCGCGAUUGUUGUCCAGGAGGGCGCCUCAAAACUCUAUGCGGGCUUAUCAGCGGGGCUGUUCCGCCAGAUCACUUACACGACGACGCGUCUCGGGGUAUACGGUGUUCUUCUCGAAGAACUCACCCGUAUUCGAAAAGCCCAGCAGGCGAGCUCGGCUCACGACGGCGAGUCCCAGCGGCAGGGCGUUGCACUGCCCUUCAGCUGGAAAGCUGGCGCUGGACUCACCGCUGGUACUAUUGGAGCAUUGGUCGGCACGCCUGCGGAGGUGGCGCUCAUUCGGAUGAUGGCAGACGGACGACUGCCCCCAGAGCGACGACGAAACUAUCGGUCUGUCUUCGAUGCCCUGAUUCGCAUCGUACGCGAAGAAGGCAUUAUGACACUGUGGCGGGGAGCUUUGCCGACGGUAGGGCGCGCAGCGCUGCUCAAUAUGGCGCAACUCGGUACGUAUUCCCAGGCGAAGGAGAUGAUUUUGAGCACUGGGCUCGUUGGGGAUCAUCUCGGAACCCAUGUCUUGGCAUCGACGUGUAGCGGCUUUGCAGCUACGUGUAUUUCCUUGCCUCUCGAUAACGCUAAGACGAAGCUGCAGCAUAUGCGGGAUCGUGAGUACGCCGGAAUGCUGGAUGCGCUGUUGAAGACUUCACGUUCUGAGGGCAUUCCUGCGCUUUGGAGGGGGUUCAUGCCCUACUUUUUGCGUUUAACACCGCACACCAUUGGAGCAUUCGUCUUACUCGAGCAGUUGAAGAAGCUCUAUUUUACGUGGCGCCAAGUGUUGUAG